Messenger RNA from Balaenoptera acutorostrata (minke whale), 2265 nucleotides. It is a transcript of the gene PCK2, whose product is annotated as phosphoenolpyruvate carboxykinase 2, mitochondrial. Gene Ontology annotation, cellular component: cytosol. The record is from RefSeq and is a predicted model, not a curated record. Bases 130 to 2052 code for a protein of 640 amino acids. NCBI's taxonomy places the organism in Eukaryota, Metazoa, Chordata, Mammalia, Artiodactyla, Balaenopteridae. Gene Ontology annotation, molecular function: GTP binding; phosphoenolpyruvate carboxykinase (GTP) activity; manganese ion binding. The transcript is spliced from 10 exons. Gene Ontology annotation, biological process: cellular response to glucose stimulus; propionate catabolic process; gluconeogenesis.
UCUUUUUAAGCGCCUCCUGCCUAGCCUGAGCUCCUGCUCUCUGCGCCGCGCUCCCUCCUUCCCCGCCUUCCUUGUCUCCCCGGCUCCGCUCCGUUCGCGUGGCCACCCCGCAACCCCCGCCCAGGUGCCAUGGCCGCUGUGUACCGCCCCGGCCUGCGGCUUAGAUGGCAUGGGCUGAGCCCCUGGGGCUGGCCCUCACGGCGCAGUAUCCAGACCCUGCGAGUACUGAGUGGAGACCUGGGCCAGCUGCCUGCUAGGGUUCGAGACUUCGUGGAAAACAGUGCCCGCCUGUGCCAACCAGAGAACAUCCACAUCUGUGAUGGGACCGAGGCAGAAAAUACUGCCACGCUAACCCUGCUGGAACAGCAGGGACUCAUCCGAAAGCUCCCAAAGUACAACAACUGCUGGCUGGCCCGCACAGACCCCAAGGAUGUGGCACGAGUAGAGAGCAAGACGGUGAUUGUAACUCCUUCUCAACGGGACACGGUGCCCCUCCCGGCUGGCGGGGCCCGUGGGCAGCUGGGCAACUGGAUGUCCCCAGCUGAGUUCCAGCAAGCCGUGGAUGAGAGGUUUCCAGGCUGCAUGCAAGGCCGAACCAUGUAUGUGCUGCCAUUCAGCAUGGGUCCCGUGGGCUCCCCACUGUCCCGCAUCGGAGUGCAGCUCACGGACUCCGCCUACGUGGUGGCAAGCAUGCGGAUUAUGACCCGGCUGGGGACGCCUGUGCUUCAGGCCCUGGGAGAUGGCGACUUUGUCAAGUGUCUGCACUCCGUGGGCCAGCCCCUGACUGGGCAAGGGGAGCCGGUGAGCCAGUGGCCAUGCAACCCAGAGAAAACCCUGAUUGGCCACGUGCCCGACGAGCGGGAGAUCGUCUCCUUCGGCAGCGGCUAUGGUGGCAACUCCCUGCUGGGCAAGAAGUGCUUUGCCCUUCGCAUCGCCUCUCGGCUGGCCCGGGAUGAGGGCUGGCUGGCGGAGCACAUGCUGAUCCUGGGUAUCACCAACCCUGCGGGGAAGAAGCGCUAUGUGGCAGCUGCCUUCCCCAGCGCCUGUGGCAAGACAAACCUGGCCAUGAUGCGGCCGGCACUGCCAGGCUGGAGAGUGGAGUGUGUGGGGGAUGACAUCGCCUGGAUGAGGUUUGACAGUGAUGGUCGACUCCGGGCCAUCAACCCUGAGAAUGGCUUCUUUGGGGUGGCCCCUGGCACCUCUGCCACCACCAAUCCUAAUGCCAUGGCCACAAUCCAGAGUAACACCCUUUUCACCAACGUGGCUGAGACCAGCGAUGGCGGCGUAUACUGGGAGGGCAUUGACCAGCCUCUUUCACCUGGCGUCACCGUGACCUCCUGGCUGGGCAAACCCUGGAAACCUGGUGACAAGGAGCCCUGUGCACAUCCCAAUUCUCGCUUUUGUGCCCCGGCUCGCCAGUGCCCCAUCAUAGACCCCGCCUGGGAGGCCCCUGAGGGUGUCCCCAUUGACGCCAUUAUCUUUGGAGGCCGCAGACCCAAAGGAGUCCCCCUGGUAUAUGAGGCCUUCAACUGGCGCCACGGGGUGUUUGUGGGCAGCGCCAUGCGCUCGGAGGCCACUGCCGCGGCUGAACACAAAGGGAAGGUCAUCAUGCACGACCCAUUUGCCAUGCGGCCCUUUUUUGGCUACAACUUUGGGCGCUACCUUGAACACUGGCUGAGCAUGGAGGGCCUCAAAGGGGCCCGGCUGCCCCGCAUCUUCCAUGUCAACUGGUUCCGGCGCGAUGAGGCAGGCCACUUCCUGUGGCCAGGAUUUGGAGAGAAUGCUCGGGUGCUAGACUGGAUCUGCCGGCGGCUAGAGGGGGAGGACAGUGCCCAAGAAACGCCCAUUGGGCUGGUGCCAAAGGAAGGUGCCUUGGAUCUCAGCGGCCUGGGAGCCAUAGACACCACCCAGCUGUUCUCGCUCCCCAAGGACUUCUGGGAACAGGAGGUUCGUGACAUUCGGAGCUACCUGACAGAGCAGGUCAACCAGGAUCUGCCCAAGGAGGUGGUGGCUGAGCUGGAGGCCCUGGAGGGACGUGUGCGCAGAAUGUGACCUGAGGCUACAGCUAGCGAGAGAGCAUGCCCGCCGCCCCCCCCCCCCCCCCGCCACACCCGCUCCAACCCUCCCAGGGAUAAGCGAGCUACCAGACUUGCGGAAAAUAUGAGCAACUUGACAUAACUAUCAUCUUCUGGGUGCCAUGAGACCAGGCCACAGACCUUCCCCCACAUGCUGCCCAAUAAUGAGAUGCUCAUUUAUUUAAUAUAA